CACACGCUUAGGAAGCAUUAUUUGAGGCUAAGGUAAGCCUGACAGAUAACGGCAGCAUGUUCGCCUAGUUAUUUUACUGUAGUUACUGUCCACACUUGCGUGUCGUCUUGGUCGUCGUGGGUCGUUCUGUCACGCCGUCACGGUUAGCUAUGGCUACCAUCAAGAGGAUCUUAGCCGUUAGUUUAGGGGCUGUCGGUGCGGGUGUGUUGUACUGUUCGAAUGACAACAGUAGAGUCCUACAAGCGGCUCAAAAAUUCCGUACUGAAUCUGUGCAUUCAUCAAAACUUCAUGAUGAGCCUUUCCAGACAACUAAAUGGGAUUACAACUGGGACAGGAGAGAACCUUCAUUUUUGGUACGUCCAUCUAAAGGUGGCGAAGAUGAUAUCCGUUAUAGCAAAGAAAUAGCAGAAAAAAAGCCCAAAGCCUCGCGCAACAUCAUCCUUAUUCGUCAUGGGCAGUACCAUCAGGCUAACAGGUUCUAUGAUGCUGAGCGAACUCUUACAGAGAAAGGAAUCGAGCAAGCACAAGCCACCGGUGACAGACUGUUGGCAUUGAACCUUCCAUACAGCCGAAUGGUCAGGUCAACUAUGACAAGGGCUCAACAAACUGGUGACCAUAUUUUAAGUCGCUUGAAUAUGAGUUCAUUGCCAGUUGAAAAUGAUAGUAUGUUGGAAGAGGGUGCACCAUUUCCACCUGAACCACCUCGAAAAUCUUGGGAACCUCAUGAAUAUUGUUUCUUCCAAGAUGGAUCUCGUAUUGAAGCAGCAUUCCGCAACUAUUUUUACCGAGCUGAUCAGCAUCAGGAGAAGGACUCAUACGACAUUGUAGUAUGUCAUGCUAAUGUUAUUCGGUACUUUGUUUGCAGGGCACUACAACUUCCUCCUGAGGCUUGGCUACGCAUAAACUUGCAUCAUGCUAGUAUUUCAUGGGUACGCAUUCGACCAAAUGGAAGAGUUGGCUUGCUAACCAUGGGUAACUGUGGUCACCUCCGGCCUGAACUUCUGACUUUAGAGUAGGAUUUCAAAAUGAGUUUGCAACUUGGUUUGCCCAGUCAUGUUAAGUGUUACUUGUAAUUCGUUUUAAUUAAUCUGUUGAAAUAUUCCACUUGUCUAAGAAAUCCACAUGUGGAGUUCUUUUGUAUAUGAUCUAUUUGAUAAGUAAAGUAUUGAACUUUGGAUAA
Molecule: messenger RNA, 1180 nt
Organism: Frankliniella occidentalis (western flower thrips)
Lineage: Eukaryota; Metazoa; Arthropoda; Insecta; Thysanoptera; Thripidae
Product: serine/threonine-protein phosphatase Pgam5, mitochondrial-like
Exons: 5
Coding region: 150-1016 (288 amino acids)
Biological process (GO): positive regulation of mitochondrial fission
Cellular component (GO): mitochondrion
Source: RefSeq, a predicted model, not a curated record